Setaria italica (foxtail millet) is the source of this 1403-nucleotide messenger RNA. RefSeq lists its product as uncharacterized. The transcript has 8 exons. Lineage: Eukaryota; Viridiplantae; Streptophyta; Magnoliopsida; Poales; Poaceae. Bases 40 to 1257 code for a protein of 405 amino acids. Gene Ontology annotation, cellular component: nuclear inner membrane. The record is from RefSeq and is a predicted model, not a curated record. Gene Ontology annotation, molecular function: chromatin binding.
GCCCUUCCACAAGGGGCAGAGGACGACGACGAGACAACGAUGCCGUCGCGUUCGCCGCGGCGGCCGGCCCCCCUCCCGAGCGCCAGCAGCACCAGGCGGAGGGGCGCCGGCGAGCCCCCUCCCGGUCUCUUCCCCACCAGGGAGGACCUCCUCCGCCUGCUCGCCGUCCUCACCAUAGCCGCCGCAGCCGCAGCGGUCUGCAGCCGGCUCAACCGCCGCCCGGAGCCCUUCUGCGACUCCCUCCGAGCGCCCGAUGAGUAUGACUACGCCGACGAUUCGUGUCAACCUUGCCCCCAGAACGGCCGGUGUGUGGGCGGUCAGCUGGAGUGCGUCCAGGGAUUCAAGAGAUACGGCGCAUCGUGCGUAGAGGAUGGACUCCUCAGCCAAACAGCUACCAAGAUUUCAGAGUUGCUGCACCUGAGGAUCUGCGAUCAGCAUGCUCGUGCUUUGUGCGGCCAGCCCACCAAAAUCUUGGUCUAUUUCACAACGCGAUUCUCUUCAAUUUACUACUGCUACAUGCAUAUUUCUUCUCUGCUACAUAACCCUUUAUUUCCUCAAUUCCAGUUUCACAAGCAUGACGUCUCAGAUAUAAUUGAUGAGCUCUUCUCAAAGAAUCCUGCUGGCUUAACCGAGGAUGGCAUUCAACUUGUGAAAGCUAGGGUGCUGGAGAGUGCUCAGGGAUUUUUCGAGACAACAUUUACUUCCAACAAAGCUGAAGCAUUUAAAUGCCCUGAGCUGGUCGCUGAGCGUCAUAUGCCCCUGACUUGUCAAAUUCGUCAAUGGAUCUCUAGAAAUGUGAUCUUUGUGACAACCAUUUGUAUCCUGUUUGCAGCACUGCUCUGGAUACUGUGGAUCAUUUACUGGAGACGUGCAUUAUCUAAUAGAGCUGAGCAAAUAUAUGAGCAGGUGUGUGAAAUCCUUGAAGAUAAUGCCAUAAAUGCGAAGACUUCCUACUCCAAUUGUGAACCUUGGGUGGUUGCCUCUUGGCUGAGAGAUCAUCUGCUGGUUCCUCGAGAGAGAAAGAAUGCUUUCUUGUGGAAGAAGGUUGAAGAACUGAUACUAGAAGAUUCUCGCAUCGAUCAAUAUCCAAAGGUGAUUAAGGGGGAGUCAAAAGUUGUUUAUGAGUGGCAAGCUACUGGAUCACUUAGUGGAAAGAUUAAAAAGAAGGUGCAAGGCGCAAGAGUGGAAGCCAUAAAACUUGCGGACGAAAUGAGUGCCUGCGUGGGUGAGGUGAGGGAGCAGGGCCUAAUUACCUAGGUUGAUUCAAUUCAUAUGCGCAUGCUGUUAUUGCAAGCACAACACGAAUAGAUAGCUCAACUAACAAGUAAGAUUGGGAAGAUUGCACCUGUGGAUUAUUAAUUAUGCAUACUAAAAUUUAUGCAUCUAGAAAAGCUAAAACGACC